AUGACUUCCAGAAGAAAAUACCGUAAACUUAAGGUUAGAUUUAGAGACUUAAAAUUUCACUUUGCGGCUGGGAUUUUCUUUCAAAUUGGCCAGAACACUUCUUGAUGUACCAGAAGAAGAUUCUGAAUGUCUUAACCUUUAAAACUCUCUACUUUUCGAGAAAAGACGCUCAAAAUUCAUCAAAAUGAGCUAUUUUUGGGCUUUGGACCUUCAUUUCUAGUGCAGAUCGAGGCUUCCAGGAUCUUCAUCUGGUGCGUCAAGAGCCAAUUUUUAGGAAAUUCCCAACCACAAAGUGAUAUGACCUCCCCUGUUAAGGAGAAAUAUAGGGGAUCCAAAACUUAGCGCAGUUCAACGAAUAUUUUCAAACGGACUGACUAGGGAACGUUUUUUUACCCCCUUGUUGAAAUUUUGCUAAAACUUUGCUGAAGUGUAUAGGACCCCCUGAUUCCAGAACAGAAAGAAAAUUUCUCGCAAUAGAUCUCGUUUUCGAGUUAGGACACUUCAAAAGCCCGAAAUAGCGCUUUUUUGGCUUAAUUUGCGUAUUUUGCGGACUUUGAAGCUCCAUGAACGGAAACAAGACCUAUUGCGAGAAAUUUUUUUCUUGAUCUGCAAUCAGAAGGUCCUAAAGUACACUUCAGCAAAGUUUCAGCAAAAGUUCAAAUUUCAACAAAGGGGGGGAGGGGGGUGGCGGGGGUAUAAAACGUUCCCUGGUGAGACCAGUAGAAACCCUUCUAGCGCUGGUCACUUUUUCAGCCGGGCCGCGUCGGAAAGGUCGACGCAGCCGCAGCACGUGAGCCGCAGCCUCUCGCAGGUUGGAGCCGAGCCGCGACUUCGGCCGCCGCGACUUCGGCCGCCGCGGAGCUGCCGUCGGCUCGACAAGACCACGCCCACUCGACCACCGCCGCCACUCCACGCGACGCCAUUUCCGACGGCUCAACGACGACUACCGCCGACAUGGGCAGCCACCUUGAUGACGUCAACCGCGACGCCUUGGUUCGUCCCCAGAAGGCGUGGAACAUCAUCUUCGAAAUGUUCAGGUCGAGAAACAGCCGGCCUUCGAGACGAGAGUCUUCGCCAAAAGAUGGGCCAUUCUGGUCAUCUUCAUCCUCCUGUCGGCUUCCAAUGGAGCUCAGUGGAUCGAAUAUUCCAUAAUCGCCAAUAUCAUCGCACAGUUCUACGAUGUCUCGUGGGUUUUUCUUGGUUUUUGGGGUCCGUGGGGCUUCAAAAUGGGUUUUAGAGCAACAGUUGGGCAUUUUUCAGUGCUUCUAUUUUUCCUUGUGAAUUUUGAUGUAAUGAACUUUCAUAUAAAGUUAUCGUUUUGAUACCUUUUCUGGAUAAGUCGAGUUUUUUAGAGCUUUUAAAAGUUUCAUAACGUCUUGUUUAUAGUAAGUUUUGACAGAAGCGCUUCGAUUCGAUUCUUGAUUUCAAAAAGUAAAGAAAUUUGAAGAAAAUAGGACAGGUUUUCAGUUUUUGAAUCAGAAUUUAGACUGAUAAAAGGCUGGGAAAAAAUUGUUUAUUUUGUUUUUUAGGCUAAGGACUUGUAACUUUUGUCAAUUUUCAAUUCAUUUUUCGAUCGAAAAGAUCCUCAUUAUCAUUGGCUUCAUUUGUUGGCUUCACAAUAAGUUCAAAAUUUGAAUUUUAGAGCUUUAAUUGUUGUAAAGUUUUCACAUUUCAAAAUUUUCUCGAUUUUUCCUUUUUUCUCACAGUAAUGAACAUGAAAAAAGUUGUGUAAUCCGUAGUUUUUGAUUUAUUUUUUUUUAAUUAUCCACCCUUUUUUGUUUUCUAUGAAACAUGAAAACGUCUGGAAUUCGUAAACUUCAUAAUUUAAAGUCUCUUGGCUUGUUUUUUUAAAGCAAAAAAAUGUUUCAAAAUGAUUCAAAAAAAGUUUUUUUUUUUCAACUUACUAACUUUUUUGGGCUCUCUAGGCUCUAUUUCAACACUUUGAAAUGAAUCGAGUUCAAAAUGAAAAGGAAUUUUGAAUGAUUUUCUCUGUUUCCCGAUCUUUUGGCUGAGUCACAUCUUCCAGAUUCUCGGCCGUCGACUGGACGAGCAUGAUCUACAUGCUCACCUACAUCUUCUUCUUCAUCCCAGCCGCGUAAGUCGGAAAAAUCGGAUAAUUUUCGCCUAUCGAGCUUGGCAAAAAACGCGAAAAAGACACGGUCGAACAUUUGUCGCCGACCGAGCGGAUAAGUGCCCUUGGCGCUCUUCUCUGUUUAUUUGAAAAGGAGCAGAAAAAAAAGAAACUUGCGCGAGGUUGUUGGGAUUCGCGGUCGAGGAUCGGUUCUGAUAUUAUGAUGUGGGAUUUUGGCUAGAAGUCACGGAAUAUGGUUAGAGGCGUUGCGGCUGCGGAGCGGUUUCCUGAAGGAUUAGGAAAAAUAAGGGUUAGGGGCUCGAAAGUUUCGAAAAAGGCUGGUUAAUGGGAUCUGUGCAGUGGGCUUUGAGCCAUUCCGAAUGCGACCAAGGUUGCGAUAGAAUGGCUCUAAGCGAGUUGAACUGCGCCCGACUUUAAACGACUUUCGAGCUGGGCCAUCUGAAAGAAGUUGAGUGAGUCUAUACGCUUUGAGCCAUUCCAAGUGCGACCAACUUCUUCCAAAAUUACCGGCUUUUAAAUAAAUCAAACCCCUAUUUGAAGGAGCGAAUGUUGAAAUUAUUCAUGUAACAUUAAGAGGAUGAAAUUAUGUGAUUACAAUGAGAUGGGGAAAGAGUAAUACGGAAUUAUAUUAAAAUAAAUCAUUUAAGUAUCGCGCAGCCGUUUCGGGUCUAUAUAGUUUCAAUAAAAGCCCUCGAAGCGCAGAAUACGCGAGGUGAACUGCGCCCGACUUGAAGCGACUUUCGAGCUCCGACAUCUGAAAGAAUUAUAGUGAGAUGCUUAUUUUUAAGUUGUCUAGACUCCACUGGCUAACCUCAAAAACCCAGUUGUCUUGGAAUGGCUCAAAGGUUUAUAAGCUUUGAGCCAUUCCAAGUGCGACCAGAGUUAAACUGCGCCCGACCUUAAGCGACUUUCAAGCUAGGACACCUGAAAGAAGAAUAAUGUGCUAAUUUCGCUUUCUAGACUCCAUUUGCUCUCCUCAAUAACCCAAUGGUCGUAUUUGGAAUGGCUUAAAGGUUUUUACGCUUUGAAACAUUCCAAGUGCGACCAAGGUACUUGGAAACUACUAUAAUGGCUUGAAGUUGAACUGCCCCUGACUUGAAACGACUUUGGAGAGUUUGAAAAAAGUACAGUGUCCGACCGCGACGCAUCCCAACGCUUUGAGCCAUUCCAAAAUGCGACCACGGAGUGUUCAGUGAGAGCCAAUGGAGUGAAUUUAUCGGUUGCUAAAUAAAAGUUGAUCAUUUUUGCUUUUACAAAAAGUAGAUUCAAUGAAAGCUUAAUAAUACUUGAACCUGAGCGAAAGUCGUUUUGGGUCGGGUGCUGCUUUUCGCCCUGACCGUGGCCUCACAAGGGAAGGAGCAAUAAGUACACAUAAAGUUCACGAAAAGUUCAUUCAUAUCAAUCUUCCCACUUUUCAAAGAUUUGCUAAUGUGACGAAGUAUGAACUAGUUUUUUUCUCAAGUAGUUAAGGGUCAGAUUAAAGUUCAAACAGCUGCGAGACAUGUGAGGUCAGCGACGACGAGGCGUCGGUAAACAGUCUGGAAGCAUUUGCUUCCGCGCGCUAACAAGCUUUUUUUUUUUCGAAUUUAUCGUUUUCCCCAACUCCAGUGUUGUAUAGCAUACAACCCCGGGGAGGAUGCUUGCUUUGAGCAAAUUUCGACUUUUCUCAGAGUUUUUUUUUCAAGUUGAAAGGGGCUGAAAAUGAGACGGGAAACGAUAGUUUUGUCACGCGAAGAGGUUGCCCCCGACCCGAAACGACUUGCGCGUGCUGCUAUUGGAAGGUUUGAGGCCCUAUUCCUCCAUGUUACUGACUCGAACCGCAACGCGACCGCGACGCUUUGAGCCAUUCCAAACGCGACAACAAAGCCCCAAAUCGAUACGGUUUUCAUCGAAAAAAAAUAUUUUUUUAAAAAUGAGAGUUCCAAUUUCCAUAUUUAUGAGUUUGUUUAGGGACAUUAAAGGUACUUUGGAAGUUCAUGAUUUCCAAACAAAUCUGAAAAAAACUUUUUUUGUAUAAAUUCGUUCAACCAGCGCUGAUGGUACAAAAAAACCAUUAAGUUUACUCUCAAAACUCCCUUAAAUUUCUUAAAUCUCCGACCAAAAGUUCAGAACAGCUUUUUCCCGAAAAAAAUUGGGUUUAGAAGACUAAAAAAAUGGAAUAGAUGUCUUGUUGUCAAGCGGAACUAAUAAAAUAAAAAAAUUUUAUUACAUUUUUUUAUUUUUUUGAGUUGAGAUGUUACUGAGAUUUUUUUCCGAAAUUCAAAAUAGGAGCGAAAAAUUUUUGAAAAAAUCUGCUUUUUCGAAAUUUCCUUCGUUUAGGAAAUGAUUGCGACGCGCAAAUCUUUUUGAUUUUUAGAGUUUUUUUAUUUUUUUGAUGAUGUCAAAACGGAAAAAAACAUCGAAUAGAAGGACAUUAAUGAAGUUGGCGAAACGUAGGAUUCCCUGGAUACUUUCUUCAUUCUUAACUAAUCGGAAGAAAUGACCGGAAUACAUUUCAGACAUUUUAAAAAGAUUAAAAAGGACUCUAGAAAGAUACAAUUCUCGUUGCUUUUAAAGGAUCUUACAACAAUAGAGUUUUUAUUUCGUGAAAACGAUUUUUAAAAUGAGAAAAAAUCGAAUAGAACAACAUGAAUGGGUUUUUUUUUUGCUUUUUUGCGAAACGUAGGAUAUUUUUUUAUUCCUAACUGAAAGAUCGACUUUCCCUAAUGAGUUCAAGGACCGAAGAUUGACUUACUAGGAAACUACAGUGACCACUCUGGAGUUCCUAAGACAGUUUGAUCAGAAAGAACGAUGCGAAAAACCUAGGAACGCCAGAGUGAUCCCUAAAGGGGUCACAAAGAAAGAAGUGGCCCCCAUAGGGACCGAAAGUGGUUCCUGUAGGGUAUGAGGUCCUUAUAAGGGCUUGUCUGCUGGCGCGAAUUUUGAAAUUUCUCGAAAAUCUAUUGAAUAUCUGAAUUUUCAAAACGACGCUCCUCGUUACGGCUAUGCGCUGGCGCGAAGUUUGAACUUUCUUGAAAAAUUAAUGAUCGUCUAAUUUUUUUCAAACGACGCUCCUCUUUACGUCUGUAUGUUGGCGAGAAAUUUGGAUUUUCUCGAAAAAAAAAAUUAUAAAGAAUCAGUUUUUAAACGACGUUCCUCUUUACGGUUGUGCGAUGGCGCGAAUUUCGAAGUUUCUCGAAAAAUUAUUGAAUAUCUGAAUUUUCAAAACGACGCUCCUCGUUACGGCUGUGCGCUGGCGCGAAGUUUGAACUUUCUUAAAAAUGAAUGAAAAACGGAAUUUUUCAAACAACGCUCCUUUUUACGCCUGUCUGAUGGCGCGAGUUUUGAUUUUCUCUGAAAAUUUAUAAAUAUCUGAAUUUUUCAAACAACGCUCCUUUUUACGCCUGUCUGAUGGCGCGAGUUUUGUUUUUCCUCUGAAAAUUUAUAAAUAUCUGAAUUUUUCAAACAACGCUCCUUUUUACGCCUGUCUGAUGGCGCGAGUUUUUGUUUUUCCUCUGAAAAUUUAUAAAUAUCUGAAUUUUUUUCAAACGACAUUCCUCUUAACGGCUAUGCGCUGACGCAAAGUUUGAAGUUUCUUAAAAAAAUGAACAAAUUACUGAAUUUUCAAAACGACGUUCCUCUUUACGGUUGUGCGCUGGCGCGAAGUUUAAACUUAUCGAUUAAAAAAAUUUUCAGUGGUUUGAAUAUAUUUCAAUUCAGAUGGCUUCUGGAUCGUUGGGGACUCCGGGUUUCAAUAUUGCUUGGAGCCGCCGGAAAUUGUUUUGGAGCUUGGAUAAAGUUACUUUCAACGCAUCCUGGUAUAGAAAAAAAUGAUCAAUCCUUAAAAGGAAAAUUUUCAGAUGGUUUUUGGAUCACCUUCCUUGGACAGACGAUCGUCGGCGCCUCGCAAAUGUUCACUUUAGGUUUUUUUUUUUUAACUUGAAAAUUCUGACUUCUCUGCGCUCUCUUCUCUCUCGGGGAUGCAGAUGAGAUAGAAGAGGGCGCAGACAGGGCAGAUUGUUUUGAAUGACGUUGAAAAUUGUUAGGAAUCCCGCCAAGGCUGGCCGCCGUCUGGUUUGGACCCGAUGAAGUUUCGCGGGCCUGUGCAGCUGGAGUUUUCGGGAAUCAGGUACAGUUAAUUUUGCCUUGCAGUGGUUUGGUGCUUAGCGGUAUUUGUGAAUUGCGCCCGACCAGAAACGGCUUGCGCCUUGUCGCGGGAAAAAUCAUAUAGAAGGCGGCUUUAACCGCAACGCAGAGCCGCGACGCUUUGAGCCAUUCCAAGUGCGGUUACAGAACUCACACCUAGGUCAAUUUAGGUCAAAUAAAAUGUAAAGUACGAUGGGAAAUUUGAAAUAAAUGUUAGGAAGGGUUUUCCGCUCAACUUGUUGAUUUUGUUCAAAAAACUCAGGUUCUCAUUAAUUUUUUUUUUCUUCGGUUCAUUCAGUAUGGUCUUGAUUUGUUUGGGAAAUGUUUUCUGAAGGAUUUUUUGGGAAUUUUGAAGCAUUCUACACUAAAUAAGUAUCUUAAUCAAAGUACGAAAAAUUCAAACUGCAUAAGGUUCUUCCUUUUUUGGAAAAUGACCUUCUUCAGCUUUAUUUAGGCUUUUUCCGUUUUUCUUUCCAGAUUGAAAGAAUUUGGUUUACUACCAUACGUAGGCGAAAAAAGAAAUCGAUAAGUCCGGGAAUGAAUCACGAAAUUUUAAAAAGUAGGGAAUAAACUUCAAUUUUCAACCUCAGGGAGGUAUUUAUGAGGAAAUAAUUAGAAAUAUUUUUUUGUUUAGUUUCGAUGAAAUAAAUAUUUUUGAACGUUAGGAAGGUAGUACUGACUCCAUUUUGAGAAUAUAUAGAAAAAGGCCUUUAAAAAAUUUUUGCCCAUUUUUUUUUUGGUUUUUUUUCUUCUCCCUGAAUAUAGUCUUUUCAGAUUUUAAAUGUCAAGUGCAAUGACGUCAUUCAAAAACACGCUCUCUGAUUGGUUUAUCGCACUAUUAGGGGCGGAGCUUGAGCGACGACUUGACAGUCAAAAUCUGAACAGACUAUAAUGGUUCAUCGACUUAUUUAUUUUGUUGUUUUAGUCUAGGAUGUAACCGACUAGGCGGUGAACAAGAACUUUAAAAGCUAUAACGAACAGCCGCCUUUGGCGACUUAGAAGUCCAAAGGUGUAGUUGAUCAAGUUGAAAGCAUGGCCUUACGGUCCUCCGCCACGUUCUUCUGCGCGUAGUCCGUUCAGUUGCGCAUUGACGAGCUCAGAAUGUAGCUGAUGCUUAGCUGGAGCACGGAGACUGGGCUCUAGGGAGCCUCAGAAGGAGAGCGACCACUUCCAGUGAAGAUCUUACACAGAAUCAAUUUCAUUUUCAGCUCGGAAUAGCUGUCGGCUUCGUCCUGCCGCCCUUGUUGGUCUCAAACGGAACCAGCGAUGAGAUCGCCUACGACUUGAACACGAUGUUCUUGUCGUCGGCGGUUUUGAACUCGAUCAUCUUGGCCUUGGCUAUUUGCUGUAAGCUUUAACAGCUGUCUCUGUAUUUCUCAAAAUCAACAGGACGAGAAAAAAAAUUUAUUUUUUAAUUUCAAUGAAAUUUCAACCAGUGUUAUCAUAUGACGUCAGGAUCGAUUUUUUUUGAGCCAUUUCCUUUUACUGUAGCCGGGUUACGGUAGGCAAGUUGUAAUUUGAGUAUCUAAGAAUUGACGAGUUUUCUAUAGGCAAGUUGUAUAUCAAUCGAUAGUUAAAAAGAAAUUUUUAGGAUUUUUUUCAGUUUAUCUUGGGUUACUGUAGAACUUUUUAUGUGUUGAAAAAAGAGUUAAAAAAACAGUUUUUUUAGAACAAAAAAAUUAAGAAGCCUAGAAACAAUUUUUCGAGAAAUAUUGCAGUUUUUUUGAACUUUUUGAUUAAUUUUAUCAGAAAAAAAAGCCUUUGAUUAUCAUUUUUUUGGUCAACUUUCAAGCUUUAUUCGGGAAAAAUUUUGACCAUUUUGCUCUAAAAAAAUUCAUAAAACUGUUCUAAAAAUCUCUCAUUAUCAAAUAAUUAGUAGUUUUGACGCGGAAAGAAGCUUUUUUUUAUGCUUAAAUCGAAAAAAAAAAGCGGAAUUUAUCGCUUCUUUGACGGCUUUUAGUAUCUAUUGUCGUUAUUAAAACUCUCAAAAGCUAGACUUAUCCUAUUUUCAUUCAGUUUUCACGGCCCGACCGCCUCUCCCCCCAAGCUUGGCCCAACUGACCGCCCAAGAAGAAAAAGCCUUCGACAAUAAUUUCUGGUCGACCCUGAGGAAGCUGAUGACCAACAAGGACUUUAUCCUUCUCUUCAUCACUUAUGGUACACGUUUUUCUCAAUUUUCCGUCAGAAAUCGAAAGAAAUCUGAUGAAUGGCCAUUUUUGUUGGGGAAAUGCGCUCGGGGGAGAAAUUUCGUUGAAAAAAAAAGUUUUGAAGCGCUAAAACCUCGUUUUGAAAUUUAAUGCAAUCACUGCCAAAGUCGAAAGUGCGGAAAAAGGGUGCAAAAAGGAAGUGACUGCAAAAUGGCCGCUAAAAGGGUCCCUUUUCACGGCCUUUAUUGAGCCUGUCAUUCUUGCACUGCCAAAGUCGGAAGUGCGGAAAACGGGUGCAAAAAGGGAGUGACUGCAAAAUGGCCGCUAAAAGGGUCCCUUUUUACGGCCUUUAUUGAGCCUUUCAUUUUUGGUGGGUUAAAAAGGGUCAUAAAAGGGCGAAAAAAGGGAGAGGCCGCGAAAAGGGUGAAGAAAGAGUGGGGGUUCAAAAAGGUUCUGAAAGUCUCUGUUAUUGAUGAUUUCCGAUGUUAUUACUGUAGCUUAUUUCGGUUCAUACGCAGUCACUUGUAAAGAUUAUUCUCAAUUUAAAAAAAAUUGUAUUUCUCAAAAGGGUCCAAAAAGGGUGGAUGAAGGCCGGUGAAAGGACGCAAAAAGGCAGUAAAAAGGAAACCUUUGCCACCCGUUUAGGAACAAUUAAUGGAAACAGACGGAUCCGUAACGGACGCUCAAAGGGCCCGUGAAGGGUCCUUCCGACUUUGCCUAUGAUCAUGAGUUAGAAAAGAUAAAUCCAACACAAGUUUACUGUUUAUGGAAUUUCAAUUCUAUUUUAGUAUGCCUUUCAAUUUAUUAAAAAUCCCUGUUAUUCAAGAUAUGUUUCGCCGUCCGGAAAUACUUUUUUCAAGGUGUCAAAAAUCGGUUUUUCACAUUCGAGCAAAUUCGGAAAGGUAGAUAAUGGCCGCUGAAAGGGAGAGGCUUGAAAAGACAGCAAAAAGGCUGCAAAAAGGCCGCAAAAUGGCGGCUGAAAGGCUGCAAAAAGGGCGCAAAAAGGCACCAAAAAGGUUGUAAAAAGGCCGCAAAAAGGCAGCAAAAAGGCGGCAAAAAGAGUCCCUUUAUCGAGCCUCCCAUUUUUUCGGGAUUUUAACGGCUCAAGAAAUGGCGCAAAAGGGCAGCAAGGAAAAUUUCUAUGAAGCUUUUUUCCGCUCUUUCCGACUUUGCCUAUGGAAAAGCUUUUCUAAUUUUUUCAUGUUUUUUUUUCAAAUUUCCCAGUCCAUAGUUGCACUUGGAAUGACUCUUACAAGCUUCAAAAAUGUGCCCGACUUGAAACUACUUGCGCUUUGUUGCAUUAGAAAUCAUCAGAGGCUUCAUGAAGUGGUCAGACAUUUCAAAUGUCAGAACAUUGAUCCAAGUAGAAGCGUAUGAAGUUCAUCACCUUUUUCGAGGAAUUUUGAAAGAUUAGAAUCAUAUAUUUGCAAGUGCAGUAUUCAGAAAAGCAGGGAUGGUUGGCUCAAAAAAUUUAAGUUCACUAACGAGAAAAAUUGAUUUUUAAGCUUGAGAGCAAGUCUUUGCGGGUGUUAAAAGCCUUAAAACUGGCCAGAAAAAUUCUCUGAAGAAGAUCCUGAAGUCUCAGACUUGUAACACUUUUUAUUUAUUGAGAAAGGACACCUCUAAGUCAAAGAAAAUGAGCCAUUUUGGCGCUUUGAGUCGUUAUUUUGAGAAAACUAAGAACUUUGGCAGGUUCAGACUUUUAGAGUCUUUUCCUGGUACAUCAAGGAGUAUUCUGGCCGAAUUUAUGUGAUUCGCAAAGUAAAAUAACAUUUAGAGAUGAAAAGAAGCUUUGGGAUAGCCUUGGAAUGGUCGAUGGUGGAAAUGAUCGCUAAAAGGGAGAGGCUCAGAAAAGGGCGUAGAAAGGUAGCAAAAAGGCAGCAGAAAGACUGCAAAAAGGCUGCUAAAAGGCAGCAAAAAGGCAGCAAAAAGGCAGCAAAAAGGCGGCAAAAAGAGUUCCUUUAUCGAGCCUCCCAUUUUUCGGGGAAUUUAAAGGCUCAAGAAAAGGUAGAAAAAAGGAGAGGCAGCAAAAAUGGUGCAUAGAAGCCGAUGAAAUGGCGCGAAAAGGUAGCAAAAAAGGAGCCUUCGUCACCCUAAAAUGAACCUUUUUGGAGCCUUUUUUUCACUUUGUACAUGUUCUCAGAUGCUCAUUUAUCUCUAGUUUUGCCUCUGAUUGAAACCAGAAGCAAUACAUCGAAAUUCCUCCUUCUGUUGAGCCCCGAGAGUGUCACUUGUCACUCCAAGGUAUCAACAAAUGGCGUCGAAAACAUCGAUCAUUUGUGUAACAAAUGAUUGGCUUUUUUUAUUCCUGACGGCUCUCAUUUGCCUCGGCCCGAGAAGAUUGUGAUAAAUUCGCGCCAUCAGCAUCUGCCGCAAAUUUGUGAACAAGGGGGAGGACAAAACAUGUGUUUUUGAGGUUUUUAUUGAGUUUUCGAAUGAAGGGGACUUCAUUGAGGAUAUUAGUUGGGAAAGUGGUUGUUGAGGAAUUUUGGAGUUUCGAAGUUAUGGCAUUUGGAAAUGGCAUAUUUCGGAACAUCAGCUGGAAAAUUCAGAUCAUGGUUGAUUUUUUUUUGGAAAGGAUAGUUUUUAGAACAUCAGCUUGGAAUUUCGAUUCGGGAUCGAUUUUUAAACGGUUUCAGACAGAAUUUUCAACUUGAGCAAGCUUUAAAAUGUAUGAUUUUCGUAAAAUCGUUAAAAAAAAAGAGGACCAACCAAUCGUAAAAGGGAUUUCCAAUACAAAAAGCUUAUAAUUAAAAAAAUUUUUUUAUUUUUUUAACUUUUUUUAAAGAGAAAAUGAAGAAAAAAACUCAAUUUUUUUCGUUACAUUUCUAAGAAAUCGGUAUGAACUUAGGAACUGCAGAGUGGUCCCUAUAGGGGCAGCCUUAUGGGCUCUUGGAGGGUCCCCUCUAGGGGCCACUUUGCCAACCCUAUAGGGGCCACUAAACCUUGCGAAAGUGGUCCCUAUAGGGGUCACGUUAGUCGAUAACUCUUAUGAACUCUAAGCGAAGAAGCAUUUCCAUGGGAAAAACUGAAUAAAUAAGCGUUUUUUGAAAGAAAUUGAGAACCCUAUAGGGUAUACUUGAGCUUCAGGGGCUAAGGGGUCAGACCCUAAAUCCCUUUAGGGACCACCUUAAUUUGACCCCUAUAAGGACCACUUUCUCGGCGUCUAUAGUGGCUUUUCCCCCCUUACCUCUGUAGGGACCACUCUGGAAUUUUUAAGGAUAGCUCAAAAAUUUUAAGGCAAAGAAAAUAAUCAAAAAUUCAUUUUUUAAAGCUCUUUUCAAUGUUUUUUUUUUUGCUUUUUCAGCUUUUUAGUGAGAUUUUUCCAUUUGAAGGCAUCAACACCGGCGUUUUCUACGCCAUUUCGACGCUUUUGUCCCAGAUGGUCCUCAGUGUUUAUCCGGAGGUACCUGAUUAACUAUAGAACCGGAAAAUGCUCGUUUUUUCAAGGAAACUGUGGCCGUCGGCCAAGUCGGCCUCUUAAUCGUCGUGGCCGGAAUGCUUGGCUCCGUCGUUGGCGGAAUUUGUCUCGACAAGUUCAAGAAAUUCAAGUUCGUUUUGGUGGUUUGUAAAAGACAGUUAUUCCAUAAAGUUUGAGCUUUUAAAAGAAAAAAGGUACCGAUUUUAUUCAAAUUUCACAUCAGGGAAGGUAGAUUCUAACCAUUCUUGAACGGAAAAAGAAAGAAAAAAAAAAUCCUACGAAAAUAUUUUUUUUGAAGUAAGCUCAAAAUUUAUUACUAUCAACACUUUUUUUACCUGAAAAAAAGAAUGUUCAGAAAAUUUUUUUUGAGUUUUAUCGAAAUUUUUUUCAGUUAUUUUUAGCCGUUUUUCCGUUCAUUUUCAAGCCAUUAACUUUUUAAAAAAACGUCUAGGACAAAAAAAUACUCAAAAAUUAGGGAUUUCACGUUAAUCGAGAUUUUUUUCUUAAAAAAAUGAAAUUUAAAUGUUUUUUUAAGGAAUUUUUUUCGCGAUUUGAAAGUGAAUUUUAUGCUCUUUUGCGUUAUUCUUGUUUUUUUAUUGAGAAAACUAUCUUAAUUAUUUUAUUAUUAGUUAUAAAAAAAUUAGCUUGUUUUUUUAUGUGAAGAAGUGUCAAAAGAAAAUAUUUUUUUCAACCAAAAAAACAAGGACUUUUUGAAGUUUAUAGAAUCUUUUUUUGGUAAUUUCAGUCGUUUUUAGUUCAUUUUCAAGCCAUGGGAUUGGAAAAAAAUCGGACUUUUAAUUAUUGGAAAAAAAGAUUCAUUCAAAAAAAUAAGGGAUUUUGUGUCAAUCGAGCUCACGAUUUCUUGAAAAUUAAAGUUUAAAAUGUGAUUUUUUUUUUUGCGAUAUUUGCGAUUUUAAAGUGACUUUUUAAAAAUUAACACUGAAAAAACCAUUUUUUGGGAUUUUUCGAGAUGUAAAAGUGAAAUUUCUGUUCAAUUCAUCUGGGAAAAUUUUUAAUGGCCACUUGAGGGGUUAAAAGUUAGUGGCCACUAUAGAGGUCUAGGUGCUACUGCUAGACCACUGAAAAUUAUAAUGGCCACUUUAGGGUUUUGAAGUUUUGGUGGCCACUAUAGUAGGCAGUAGUGACCACCUAAGGGCUUGAAAAUUAGUGGCCACUAUAGAGCUCUGAGUGCUACUACUAGACCACUUAGUGGCCACUUUAGGGGUCAAUGGAUCAACAUAACUGGUCCAAUCUGUUUGUUUUGAAAUUAUCAGAGUUACUGGAAGGAAUACUGGAUGAAAACUUCUGAAGUGGCCACUAAAACGGGAAAUAGCGGCCACUAUAAAGGUGGGUUUAGUGACCAAUUUAGUGUCCUCUCUAAGUAGUCCUUGGCGAGCCUCCAUAGUGGCCACUAAAAAUUUUCCCAGGUUAGCAGUUUUUCGAAAAAUUAUCCCCUUUGGUUCUAUUUUCAUGUAUAAAUAAUUAGUGACUUCAAAUAGAAUACAGAAAAAAAUGCCCAGUUUUCAGGUUGACAACAAUUUUGGUCUACCUUUUCUCCUUCGUCGGCAUGAUUUCCUUCACGUUCACCAUUGAUCUCAACUCCAUGGCCCUCGUUUUCAUCAAUGCGUUUCUACUUGGGUUAAUAUUCAUCUCAUUUUGCUACAGAAAAUAGAAAAAUUAAGCGAUUUCAAACAGAAAAACGGAUUAAAAACAAGGUUUACUGGGUUGAAAAUGAAUAAAAAUGAAAAUUUGAACUUUUUGCACCGUGUUUUGACACGAACUUGAGCGGUCCCUAUAGGGCUCAGGAGAAACACAGCCGAGGCAAAAAAAAAAGUGGUCUCUAUAGGGGUCUUCCAAUUUCAUUCAAAAACGCUUAUUUAUUCAGUUUUUUCCAUGGAAAUGAUUCUUCCCAUAGAGAUUUUCAUGUCCUCUAUAGGGAACACUUUGCAAGCUUUAGUGGCUCCUAUAGUGGUUGGUAAAGUGUUCCCUAGAGGGGACCCUCCAAGGGCCGCUAAGGUUGCCCCUAUAGGGACCACUCUGAAGUUCUCAAGAACGCUCUAGAAUUUUAUUUUCUUCUUUCCAAUCGAUUUUUAAAAAAUUUUGAAAAUCCGCUGAUUUUUAAAAAUAAUCAGGCAGAAAUGAUCAUUUUUUACGUGUCAGUAUUAUUUUUGAAAGACUAGAUUUUUUUGAUUUUCAUGAAUUUAUUUCUUAUCUAAACUAAUAAUCAGUUUUUGUGUUAAAAAAAAGGCAAAAGAGCGAUACAGUGUUUUCAUUAUUAAAGGAGCAUCGAUUGGGAAAAAAAUGGUCUCGAGAGGAAUUUUUUUCUCCCACAAGGUGCUUUUGAAGGUUAACAAUAUACAGAUAGUAUACAGCUUUCUGAACAAUUCGCACCAGGCUUUGACAAGCUCCGCCCAUUCUCAGGCUUACUGUAGAAUAGAUACCGUAAAAAGCCAAAUUUUUUCCUGAUAAGUUGAACUUACUUACUUACUUAGUUACUUAGAUGGUCCAUCUUCGCUUUCGACCUUUUAUUGCCUUUUAUUGAUCGAAGCGUGGACCACACGUUUUCCAGGAGAUCUUAUGCAAUCGGUCAUCCAGUGUUGUCGUCCUGGUUGACUGGUAUUCUUGCGAAAAAGUUCCAUCCGUGGUGUUGAACGUGUUAUAGCAUAAUUGUGGUCUUAUUAUCCUUUUUGCCUUGCCAGGGCUAAAAAAGACCGCCCAUUCUGUUAGCAGAAGCAAGCCGAAUUGCGUGACCGGUGUACCGUUAGCCGCCAUAAAUGGCGUUGCCUCCCCAUCACCGCGUAGAGGUGGUACUUGAAGGGGAUAAGUUGAAAUGGAGAAAAAAUGUCAAUUUGUGCAAUUCUUGUGUUGAAAAUUACUCUGGAAAAGUAUUUUUCAUGUAGAAAAAGUUGGAUGAAAGUAGAAAGAUGACGAUUUUUUGAAAUUCUUGUGUUUUUGGAGGUACCUCGGACCAAACUUGAGACUUUUUUUUGUCCAGCUCAACCGAAUUUUUAUUCAAAUGAAAGCUAUUGUAUUGAGAAAAAUCCUCAACUACACUUUAGAAGAACAAAUUGGUCAGGCUUUUUUUUCUGAAUCCCAGAAAGUAUUUAAUUUUAAUGACCUUCCUGACUACACUGUUCCUGAAGCACGUGGCUUUGGCAACACCUCGAAAUUCCCGAAAUUGUUUCCGGUAACUCAUUGUGAAUGAGAAAGUGGCGGCUUUUGUUGGGAAAUCGGCGUAGGUGUGCCCUAUUUGUCAACAAUUUGUUCUUUGUUUGAAGCUCACGAUUUUCAGGAUUUUCUAGGGGGUGAUUAAAGAAAAAUUUGAAAGUGACUAGGGAUCCUGAAAGAUUUUUAGUGAAGUUAGAGAGCUUGAAAUUGAUAAAUUCCAAAAAAUUUGAUAUCAAAUUAAAAUUUGGAAGGAAAGUCGGAGAUUUUUAAUCGUUAGGAUAAUCGAGUGAUAAUUUUCAAGGGAAUUGAAGAUCCUGAAGGUUUUUAGUGUAUUUGGACAGCUUGAAAUUGAUAAAAUCAAAAAAAAAACUCUUAUAAAAUUGAAAUUUGCGAGUAAAACCGUGCAUUUCAAAUCUUUACGAUAACCCUUUUUUUCUUUGUUUCAUUCAAAGUUCUGAUAAUAUUCUAGAAAAUUGAAGUUCCUGUAAGAUUUAUAGUGAAGUUGGAGCACUUGAAGUUGAUUAAAAACAAAAUUUCGGUGGGAAAUCCUUCCAAUAAUUAAUCGAAUAAAGUUAUGGCUUUUUCAUAAAAAAAUUUUCUUUGUUUGAAGCUGAGAAUUUUGAAAAUUUAAUUCCAUGGGAUGAUUUAGAGGUAAUAUUUAAGGAAAAAUAAAGAUUCUGAAAUUUUUCGUAGUGAAGUUACAUUGAUUGAUCCAAAAGAAAAAGAUUAAAAAUCAAAAUUUCAGCAGAAAAUUGCGGAUUUUUGAAAAAAAUCUGGUGAAUAAGAAGAAUUUAUGGACAAGAAAGUUACUACAGAUUCUUCAUGACGGGAUACCUACCGAUUGGAUUCGAAUUUGCCGCCGAAAUCACCUAUCCGGCUGCGGAAGGCACCACCAGUGGGCUUCUCAAUGCCAGUGCUCAGGUAAAAAGACGCUUUAUUUUUAAAUUAAGGGAAAAGGGACAGUAAAAUGAGAAAGAAACUGAAUCGAGUUUAUUUAGAAUUUGUGAGAAUCAAAGUUUAUUGAAGCUUGCAAUUUGGCCUUUUUUGGACUCUUAGUUUUUUAGGGAGUUCAGCGAUAGAUCUGUCGCAAAAGAACUGAAAAUAGCUCUUCGUCUCUCACCCGAUUUAUAGACACCUCAAAGUUUCUAGGCAGUGGAAAACGGGCUUUUUGCGAUCUUUGAUGUGUUGAAACUGAACUAAAAGUCAAAAAGGGUUUAGAAAAUCAACUGAAUGCUUUCCUUGGAUCAAGAAACCUUCCUGGAUGAUCAAAACCUGAAAAUUUUCCUCUUUUCUUGGAUCUGUAUUCUCUAGGGUACAUUUCAGGAUAGUUUAGGCAGUUUUUUGGAGCUUUUGACACGUUGAAACUCAACUAGAAGUCAGAAUCCUUGUAACUUUUCUUUUUUUCGGAUCUGGGUGGUCUAUGUUUGAACCUUUUCCUUUUUUCUUGGAUCUAGAUGAUCAAAAUUCGAACAUUAUCUUUUUUUCUUGGAUCUAGGUAAUCAAAAUUUGAAAAUAUUCUUUUUUUUCUGAACCUGAAUGCUCUAAAUUUGAACCUUUUCCUCUUUUCUUGAGUCUGGAUGAUGAACAAAAUCUGGUGAUAUUCCUGCUUUUUUUGGACUUGAAAGAUCUAAAUUUGGAAGUUUUGGAGAUCUGGAGGCUCCAAAAUACGUUUUCGGCUUGUUGAAUCAGUUUUUCUCAGCCCCUUCCUUUUCAUUUUGGCUCUGAAAAUAUGAGAAAAAAAAUUCAGAUAUUCGGAAUUCUGCUGACGUCGCUGAUGGGCUACGUGAUGCACACGUUCAGCACGUUGACCUGCAAUUUGAUAAUGAGCAUCAUUCUCAUCAUCGGCACCGUUCUUACAGGUUUUUCUAGGGUUCUGAAGAAGUUUUGAGAGAUUUUUCCAGGGUUCAUCACCGAGGAUCUCAAGCGCCAGAAGGCGCACGCCGUUCAAGCGAAUAUGCCUGUCAGUUUUCGACGGAAACAUUUUUCUCUUAAGGAAAUAAGUUCACCCAAUAAAAAUAGGUGAUCAACAGAAAAUCAAUGCUUAAAAUUAGAGAUUUUCACGCUUCUGUUCAAAAUCUUUUAAAGGACUUUGGAAUCCCAGAAUGGUCCCUAUAGGGUUUAGGAGGAAAAUGACCGCUAUAGGGAUCGGAAAACUAGACCCCAAGGCGUAAUAUCAAGGUGUUCCCUAUAGGGAUUUAGGGUCUGACUGCUUAGCCUUUAAAGCCUGAGUGGACCCUAUAGAGGUAGGGAAAAAACAGCCCGUGCAGGGGCCGAAAAAGUGGUCCCCAUAGGGGUUUAGGGCGAAAAUAAACCCUGUAGGGCCCGGGAAAGUAGUCCCCAUAAAGGUAUAAUCAAGGUGGUCCCUGUAGGGGUUUAGAGUCUCACCCCCUAGUCCCUAAAGCUCAAGUGGACCCUAGAGGGGUCUCUCAAUUUCUUAAAAAAACGCUUCUUUAUUCGGUUUUCCCAUGGAAAUGCUUCUUCGCUCAGAGUUCAUAAGAAUUAUCAACUUUUCCUCUAUAGGGGCCACUUUUGCAAGCCUUAGUGGCCCCUGUAGGGGUUGGUAAAGUCGUCUCUAGAGGGGAACCUUCAAGGGCCCUUAAUGUUGCCCUUACAGUGACCACUAUGAAUUUUCUAAGCAUGUAAUUAGUAAAACAAGAAAAUCCAAUUCAGCUGUAAAAAAGCGGUCCAAUUAGGCUUUUAUAUCUUAAGUGGCCCCUAGAAGGGUCGUUCAGAUUCAUUCAAAAACGCUUAUUUAUUCAGUUUUUCCCCAAGUUCCAACAAGCAAUAGGUAAAUUUAGAAGAAAAUCCAAUUUAAAUCUUUUUUUCCAGAUAUCAGCGACACAACUCACAAGUUGCAGUGUACCAGAAUAA
Caenorhabditis auriculariae is the source of this 17824-nucleotide messenger RNA. The record is from the annotation of a GenBank genome assembly. Lineage: Eukaryota; Metazoa; Nematoda; Chromadorea; Rhabditida; Rhabditidae.